AUGAGGGCUAUUUGGUUAUUGCUAUUCGUUCUAAGUCCAGGAAAUCCCGAGCCUUUGGAAUGUAUCGACAACCAGGCAGAGGUUGGCAGAUGCCUUCGUCCUCUGUUAGACGUAUGGGAGGCGAUUAGGGAAGCCGAAUAUGAUGUUCAGAACCUUCUAUUCCCGGUGCCCUUCUAUUCCAAAAAAGCCAUUCAUCGCCUCUGUGCCUCCUACAUAAGCUCCAUGGACAACUGCUCCGAACAGCCAUCUGUGAUGAAGUAA
Molecule: messenger RNA, 261 nt
Organism: Cooperia oncophora
Lineage: Eukaryota; Metazoa; Nematoda; Chromadorea; Rhabditida; Trichostrongylidae
Source: the annotation of a GenBank genome assembly